This is a messenger RNA of Rodentolepis nana, 993 nucleotides long. The record is from the annotation of a GenBank genome assembly. Lineage: Eukaryota; Metazoa; Platyhelminthes; Cestoda; Cyclophyllidea; Hymenolepididae.
AUGGAGGUCUCCUCGUCUUCACAGGCUCGGUUGGAUGCCCCAUGGAUUGAAAAGUAUCGUCCUGUUGUUCUCUCCGAUAUUGUUGGUAACGAAGCGACAGUCCAAAGGCUCGAAGCCUUCUCACGCACCGGCAACGUACCUCACAUAAUCAUUGCCGGUCCACCUGGCUGUGGAAAGACCACCUCUAUUCUCUGUUUAGCUCGAGCUCUCCUUGGCGAGUCGUAUAAGGACGCAGUUCUGGAACUUAAUGCAUCCAAUGAUCGUGGUAUCGAUGUUGUCAGGAAUCGCAUCAAGCUUUUUGCUCAGAAAAAAGUCACUCUUCCACCUGGCCGCCAUAAAUUUGUUAUACUUGAUGAAGCUGACAGCAUGACUGACGGAGCUCAACAAGCAUUACGUCGUACCAUGGAGAUCUACUCAAAGACCACUCGUUUCGCUCUGGCUUGUAAUGACUCCUCCAAAGUCAUCGAACCCAUUCAGUCUCGUUGUGCUGUUUUGCGCUACGCCAAACUCACCUCUGUACAACUCAUGGCGCGUCUUUUGCAGGUUGCUAAGGCGGAAGGCGUUGACUACACCGAUGAAGGGCUAGAAGCUGUUGUUUUCACCGCUGAAGGCGAUAUGCGACAGGCCCUGAAUAAUCUUCAGUCAACUCAUCAAGGCUUUGGUAUGGUUACCAGCGAAAAUGUUUUCAAGGUAUGCGAUGAACCCCACCCCCUAUUAGUGCAGAACAUGAUUGACACGUGUCUAAAGAGUGAGUUCACUGCUGCUUACAAUAUUCUCAAACACCUUUGGCAGCUGGGCUACUCAGCAGAAGACAUCUACUCGAUGCUUUUCCGUAUUGUCAAGAAUCAUCAAAUGGAUGAGUACUUGAAGUUGGAGUAUAUUAAGGAGGUCGGUCUCACACAUUUACGGAUUGCUGAGGGUCUAGGAACCCUUCUUCAACUUGCUGGUCUCCUAGCACGUCUUUGCAAGAUUACCCAAGAAACUGCAAAGUGA